AUGAAACGCAUAUCGUAUGCUUCAACAGUAGGUUCAAUUAGGUAUGCUAUGACAUGUACAAGGCCGGAUGUAGCUUAUGCUAUUAGUAUAACUAGUAGUUAUCAAGCUAAUCUUGGCGAAAAGCAUUGGGCGGCUGUUAAAAACAUACUUACAGACUUAAGAAGAACUAAAGAUAUGUUUAUGGUCUAUGGAGGAGUUGAAGAAGAGCUUACGGUAAGAUGUUACACUGGAAGAUGUUACACUGGGGCUGGUUUCAACACUGAUCGAGGUAACUUACGAUCACAGUCGCGAUAUGUGUUCACACUUAAUCGAAGAGCCAUUUCCUGGAAGAGUUCAAAGCAAGAAGUGGUUGCACUUUCUACAACUGAAUCAGAGUACAUAGUUGCAUGUGAAGCGGCUCAAGAAGUUGAUUCAGUGAGGAAAUUCAUCAGUGAUCUGGGUGUUGUUCCAAGCAUCAAAAGUUCCAUUAAGAUACUUUGUGACAACAUUGGUUCCACUGCUAUCGCAAGAGAGCCUAUGGUUACCAAAAAGACUAGACACAUUCAGUGA
Messenger RNA from Lactuca sativa (garden lettuce), 549 nucleotides. RefSeq names its product secreted RxLR effector protein 161-like. The record is from RefSeq and is a predicted model, not a curated record. Lineage: Eukaryota; Viridiplantae; Streptophyta; Magnoliopsida; Asterales; Asteraceae.